UGGGAAUUUUUGGGUGAUUUUUUUCAUGUCAGUGUCCAAAAUACGGUCCCUACGCGAGGGAGUUUUUCACGAAAGCCGGAAGAAAGUAAUGGCACAGAAUAGGACUUCGGACAACGUCGUUAUGCCGGACAUUACCGAAGUUUCCGAAGACGAUCCUCUGGCGACGGACACCGAGAACGAAUCCGAUCGUACUGAUGGCGGUACUGUUUUGGCAAGUGAAAUCAAGACUGCUCGACUUUCUAGUGAUUCAAAUGGUGUCAUUACUGUGCCAGUUUCUUUGCCAGUUGGCACACUCAUAACAGGUACGACAUUCAACGUAAUUACGUCGGAUCAGCUACCGCAUUUCAAGCCUAUGAUAUGUGUGGACAACGGUUUCAUUUCUGGUGGUCCUGUUACCGAAGAUAUAAAAGCGACACAUAUUGUUAUUCAAAAUUCACCACCGUCGCAAAGUCGGGAGCAGUCGAAUGAGGACGCCAGUUCAAGUACUACACCACCGUCGCGAGCUGCUAGUGCUCGUUCAUGGACGGAAACAGCGUUGAUGCCAGUUCUUCCAGUGCGUUGCAAAAAUACAUCAGCUGAACUACACAAACAUAGAUUUGGAUCUGGAGGUCGCGGGCGAUGUAUCAAGUACGGUAUGAAAUGGCUCACGCCAAGUGAAUUCGAAGCUAUGUGUGGCCGCGCGUCUAGUAAAGAUUGGAAAAGGUCAAUAAGGUUUGGUGGAAGAAGUAUUCAAGCUUUAAUUGAUGAAGGUAUUUUGGCACCUCAUGCAACAAGUUGUACCUGUGGGGCGUGCUGUGAUGAUCAAUCAGCAAUGGGACCAGUACGUUUGUUUACUCCGUAUAAAAGGAAAAGACGAAAUCAAGAACCAGAAGAGAAGAAAAAAUCAAAGCGUGAAAGUGUACUUGCAGAGAGUGAUGUGGAUAAUAUUCAUCAGACAAGCAACAAUAGUCAUUCUAAAGAGGCAUGGCAGUCCAUUACAGAUGGCUUGGAAUCUAGUAAUGAAUAUCAUAUUAUGGAAAAUCCUGAAACAAAGCCUGAUCCAACAUUGAACACUGAAAAGAAUUUACCUGUAAGAAAUAACAUGCUUCGCGAUCGAACGGCUAUCCAAACGAUACAAGCAGGAUCGCGAAAAAUUAAAACUAAAAGCUACAAUGGGAAAACAGAAGACUGUAAUAUAAUAUCUGGUUUACCAGAUUUAAGUGGAGUACUCAAACGUUUAGAAGAUGUUGGUCAGUCGCUAGUCAGGGUUGCGAAUGAAUUAAAACAGUGUGUAGAAGAUGUUAGGGUAAUAAACACUAGACAAUUGGAACAAGAGAGAACAUCCCAAAUAUUGGCUGCAGGGGUAGACGCGGAGGUGGACGUUGAACAAGUGACUUUGCACAAUGUCGAUGACACAGUAUCUAAAAAGUGCGCGAAUUGUAACCGUGAAGCAUCAGCGGAAUGUUCAUUGUGCAGACGUACGCCUUACUGUUCGAUAUAUUGUCAGAAGAAGGAUUGGUCGUCACAUCAAAUUGAAUGUCUACGGUCAGUGCCUAUACACACUGACAGUAACCAACAUCAAUCAAUUAUGUUCAUUGUUGAAAGUCAGCAUCAGUAGCGUCAAUAUGAGGCUUCCUUGAAUAGGCAGCAAUUACCCAAAGGAAUAAUUUACUAUACUAGACCAAAGUAUAAUGUUUAUGUACCCAAAAGUUAGCAGUUUUGUUGUCAUAGUAUUAGAUUUAAUUUUAUAUUCCAAUUAUUGGGACCUAGUA
Molecule: messenger RNA, 1751 nt
Organism: Papilio polytes (common Mormon)
Lineage: Eukaryota; Metazoa; Arthropoda; Insecta; Lepidoptera; Papilionidae
Gene: Deaf1
Exons: 6
Coding region: 26-1597 (523 amino acids)
Biological process (GO): positive regulation of transcription by RNA polymerase II
Molecular function (GO): RNA polymerase II cis-regulatory region sequence-specific DNA binding; DNA-binding transcription activator activity, RNA polymerase II-specific
Source: RefSeq, a predicted model, not a curated record